Necator americanus (New World hookworm) is the source of this 942-nucleotide messenger RNA. RefSeq lists its product as uncharacterized. Lineage: Eukaryota; Metazoa; Nematoda; Chromadorea; Rhabditida; Ancylostomatidae. The transcript has 6 exons. The record is from RefSeq and is a predicted model, not a curated record. Gene Ontology annotation, molecular function: structural constituent of ribosome. Gene Ontology annotation, cellular component: ribosome; mitochondrion. Bases 1 to 942 code for a protein of 313 amino acids. Gene Ontology annotation, biological process: translation.
AUGUCACUAUGGCCGUACCUCGUUGUCAUCAUUUUUAUGAACCUAUCCAAUGUGUUGGUACGAUGUAAUAGUCUAGCAACGAAACUUCUAAGCAACAUUUAUAAACCGUCUACGACAUCCGUUAAUCAUGCUUCAGGACGGUGGUGGCCUCAGCCUCACGCUCGGAUGCACAUGAGUUCGAAAGCACCAUCUACGGAUUCCGACAUUGUCGUGUCAACCUCCCAUGGUGAUGUAACACUGAAAAGGGAAGAUGCGGCCCCGAUCUACUACAAACCGAAGGGUGAAGGCAAGACGGGAUUCGCCCUCGUGCCUUACAAAGACGGCGAACAAAUAGCGAAUUAUGUGCUUUUUGAAGCUUCCAUGGACAAAGCAAAGGUUUCGUGGGAAAAUUACGACAGACUCACGAAAGAUGAACGCACAAUCUACAUGACACAUCUGAAGGCGAUAGAGGAACGCAAGUUGACCUACAAGGAUCCGUUCACAGGCUAUACAGUGUUUACCGUUUCGCAUCAUUUGUACGAAAUGUCGAAGCAUCGCACUCGCCCACCAUGCAUGGGCAUCCAUCGGCGGACCCGUUGCAAUGUCGUGGACAACUCAGCCCUUGGCAAAGAGGCUCAUACAUCAGGGAAGCGAGCUUACUGUAUCGACGUGUACAAGCAGGGUCGGCGAAAAAAGCAUAUGCCCCACGCGACACUUGGCGAUAAGAUCCUCGUCGCCAUUAGAGGUCAAAUGCGGAAAGCUUACGUUGUGGGCGCGAAUACCCAUGUUAAUGUGCGUAAGCACGGAAUUCCAGUUACGGACACCAAUAACAUUGUGUUGUUAGACGAAGAAGGUAAUCCUCUUGGGAAUCGUAUAGUUGCACCAAUUCCUGCGAAACUUCUGGAGAAGAAAGAUAAACCACAGUUUGCUAAAGUUUUAGCUCUAGCCAAUAAGUUCAUAUAG